GCUGUUUCUGUCCGAACACCUCAAUAAACGGACUGCUACACUGUUGGUUUGUAGGAGAGACGCAGGAGCAGCUGUUUGUUGUCGCUAUAUGUAAUUUUUCACAAUGAGUACAGACGCGGCUUUACUGUUAGAAACGGUUAAUUUUGCUGCAGAGAAACAUCGUAACCAGCGACGUAAAGACGUAGAUGCGACGCCGUACAUCAAUCAUCCAAUCGGAGUAGCAAGAAUCCUCAGCCAUGAAGGAGGCGUCACAGAAAUCGAGGUUUUGCAAGCCGCUCUGCUCCACGACACCGUGGAGGACACCGACACUACUCCUGCUGAGCUGGAAGCAAAGUUUGGGCCGAUCGUGGCUCGCAUCGUAGAGGAAGUGACAGACGACAAAAGUCUGUCCAAACAGGAGAGGAAGCGUCUGCAGGUGGAGCACGCGCCCCACCGCAGCCACCAAGCCAAACUGGUCAAACUGGCUGACAAACUGUAUAACCUGAGGGACCUGAACCGCUGCACGCCUGUCGGUUGGACGGCAGAGAGGGUCCAGGAGUAUUUCGAGUGGGCCUGUGCGGUGGUGAAAGGCCUGAAAGGAACCAACUCAGCUCUGGAGGAGAAGCUGGAGGAACUGUUCAGACAGAGAGGAGUUCAGCUCUGAUGACACAGCAGCACUACAAGAAGAGUCUAUUUAAGUUCCAUAUUUCCAUUUAUAAAUGUAUAACAUAUAAAUAAAUCAUAUUUCAUAUACA
Messenger RNA from Thunnus maccoyii (southern bluefin tuna), 734 nucleotides. RefSeq names its product HD domain containing 3 (gene hddc3). The record is from RefSeq and is a predicted model, not a curated record. Bases 104 to 643 code for a protein of 179 amino acids. Gene Ontology annotation, molecular function: guanosine-3',5'-bis(diphosphate) 3'-diphosphatase activity. The transcript is spliced from 4 exons. Lineage: Eukaryota; Metazoa; Chordata; Actinopteri; Scombriformes; Scombridae.